AUGGAUGCUGAGGCCACUGCAACGGCCAAGCUGGCUGUGCUGAUCGACGCGGACAAUGCGCAGCCCAAGAUAGUCAGUCUCGUGCUUGCCGAGAUCGCCAAGUAUGGCACUGCCUUUGUGAAACGGGCUUAUGGCGAUUGGACCACCAACAACUUGAACGGCUGGAAGGAGCACCUUCUGUCUAAUUCCAUCCAGCCCAUCCAGCAGUUUGCCUACACCCAGGGCAAGAACUCGACCGACGCCGCCAUGGUCAUUGACGCCAUGGACCUCCUCUACACCAACAGAUUCGACGGCUUCUGCAUCGUCUCCAGCGACAGUGACUUUACUCGCCUGGCCUCGCGAAUCCGUGAGUCCGGCCUGGUCGUCUACGGCGUUGGGGAGCGUAAGACCCCCAAGCCUCUAGUCACCGCUUGCGACAAGUUCAUCUAUACCGAGAAUCUCUCUGCGAAUCUGAAAGCUGCCCCGGCCCACCCACCUAGCGCUCCCCCUGGAGAUUUAAUGAGUCGAGACCUCAUAACCAGAGAACUCACACCCCGCAAACGUCCCUUCCAGGCGAUCUCGAAGAAGGACCCAGAGGACCUGGACUCAGAAAUGAGCUUCAUAUACGAGGCCAUUGAAGAUGUAUCAGAUGACGAGGGCUGGGCCUCGCUUGCUCCUCUUGGACUUUUGAUCAAUAAGCGGCACCCGGAUUUCGACCCCCGCAGCUUUGGGUACGAGAAGCUCAGCCACCUUCUCCAGGAUGAUCGGUCACUGGAAAUGACAAAACGCAUCCCUGGAGUAGGAAAGCCUCCAGUUGUAUAUGUACGCAUGUUAAGGCUGCUCUAG
Messenger RNA from Clonostachys solani, 825 nucleotides. The record is from the annotation of a GenBank genome assembly. NCBI's taxonomy places the organism in Eukaryota, Fungi, Ascomycota, Sordariomycetes, Hypocreales, Bionectriaceae.